UCACAAAAUGAAGAUACAAUUGGUUCCACGUUUUUCGUUAAUCAUUAUUUUGUCUGUUUGUUCAUAUCAUGUCAGUUCUCAUUUUCCCAUUUCUGAAGUUACUUCUAAUUUACAAAUUAUUGACAAUUUACUUCAAAAAGAAUAUGGCCUUUAAAUUGGGUAACUGUUGGAAGUUUUCUUGUUUAUUGCGAUAUGGAAAUAGAUGGAGGAGGGUGGACGGUUUUCCAAAGAAGAGGGGAUUAUAAACAACCUAAAGAUUAUUUCUUUAAAGACUGGGAGCAAUAUUCAUUGGGAUUUGGUAAAUUAAAUGAAGACUUUUGGCUAGGUAAUGAUAAAAUAUUUGCUUUGACAAAUCAAGCAAACUAUUCUCUAAGAAUCGAUAUGAAAGACUUAGAAGGAAAUAAAAGAUAUGCAUUUUAUAAAGAAUUCUGGAUCGAAAAUGAAAGACAACAGUAUAAAUUGCAUGUUUCUGGUUUUGAAGGAAAUGCAGGUGACUCCUUCAGUAAUCUGAAUGGCAUGAAAUUUACUACAAAAGAUAAGGAUAAUGAUAUCUGGUAUAAAAAUUGUGCGGAAGUAUUUAAAGGCGGUUGGUGGUAUUCUAAAUGCCAUGGAUCGAAUUUAAAUGGACUUUAUUUGAACGGAUCUCAUUCUACAUACGCUGAUGGAAUCGAGUGGGUGACUUGGAAAAAUUCUAAUUAUUCAUUACCCGAAGUAGAUAUGAAAAUACGAAGAAUAUAUUAAAAAUAUAAACAAGUAAUAA
This is a messenger RNA of Centruroides sculpturatus (bark scorpion), 760 nucleotides long. Its product is annotated as techylectin-5A-like. The transcript is spliced from 5 exons. Lineage: Eukaryota; Metazoa; Arthropoda; Arachnida; Scorpiones; Buthidae. The record is from RefSeq and is a predicted model, not a curated record. The coding region runs from base 193 to 741 and encodes 182 amino acids.